Messenger RNA from Ruditapes philippinarum (Manila clam), 1979 nucleotides. RefSeq names its product WD40 repeat-containing protein SMU1-like. Gene Ontology annotation, biological process: mRNA splicing, via spliceosome. Gene Ontology annotation, molecular function: protein binding. Lineage: Eukaryota; Metazoa; Mollusca; Bivalvia; Venerida; Veneridae. Bases 2 to 1570 code for a protein of 522 amino acids. Gene Ontology annotation, cellular component: precatalytic spliceosome. The record is from RefSeq and is a predicted model, not a curated record. The transcript is spliced from 12 exons.
AAUGCAAAAUAUUAAUAAUUCAGACUUUGUAAUAGUAUUACGAUUAUGUUUCAGUGUUGUGCGUUUGAUUGAACAGUAUCUGAAAGAAAACAAUCUUUUAAAAACACUUACAGUGUUACAGGAAGAAAGUGGUAUAUCUCUCAACACAGUAGACUCUGUAGAUGGAUUUAUCUCAGAUAUUACCAGUGGUCACUGGGACACUGUUCUUCAGGCCAUUCAAUCACUCAAACUGCCAGACCAGAAACUAAUUGAUCUUUAUGAGCAGAUUGUGUUAGAGUUGAUAGAGCUUCGGGAACUGGGAGCGGCCAGGUCACUUUUACGACAGACAGAUCCAAUGAUUAUGUUAAAACACAACCAAGCUGAUAGAUAUAUACAUUUAGAGAAUAUGCUUGCCAGGUCCUACUUCGACCCCAGAGAGGCCUACCCAGAAGGACAGACAAAGGAGAAAAGACGUACAGCUAUAGCUCUUGCCUUGUCUGGAGAGGUAAAUGUUGUACCACCAUCCCGUUUGUUGGCCUUGCUAGGUCAGGCACUAAAGUGGCAACAACAUCAAGGUCUCUUACCCCCAGGAACAACAAUUGAUGUGUUCCGAGGAAAGGCAGCUGUCAAAGAACAAGAAGAAGAAAAAUACCCUACACAGCUUAAUAAAACUAUUAAGUUUGGUCAGAAAGCUCACAUAGAGUGCGCCAAGUUCUCACCAGACGGUCAGUAUCUGGUUACUGGCUCAGUUGAUGGGUUCGUAGAGGUGUGGAAUUUUACCACAGGAAAAAUUAGAAAAGAUUUACGGUACCAGGCACAGGAUAAUUUUAUGAUGAUGGACGAUGCUGUAUUAUGCAUGUGUUUUAGCCGAGAUUCUGAAAUGUUAGCGACCGGGGACCAAGGCGGUAAAAUUAAGGUUUGGAAGAUAUUGACUGGACAGUGUCUACGCAAGUUUGAAAGAGCUCAUGCUAAAGGAGUUACAUGUGCAAAUUUCUCUAAAGAUAAUGGCCAACUUCUGAGUGCCUCAUUUGACCAAACAAUCAGAGUGCAUGGCCUAAAGUCAGGAAAAACAUUAAAGGAGUUCACUGGUCAUGGGUCAUUUGUAAAUGAUGCUGUGUUCACACAAGAUGCACACCAUGUGAUCAGUGCCAGUUCAGAUGGAACUAUAAAAGUAUGGAAUUUCAAAACACAAGAAUGCCAGUCAACAUUUAAAUCAUUUGGUGGUCAGGCUGGCACAGAUAUUACAGUGAACAGUAUACACCCGCUACCUAGAAAUGCCGAACAAUUUGUGGUGUGUAACCGUAGUAACACGGUGGUUAUUAUCAACAUGCAGGGACAGAUUGUAAGGAGUUUCUCAAGUGGUAAGAGAGAAGGUGGAGAUUUUAUAUGUUGUACAAUAUCACCGCGUGGAGAGUGGAUCUAUUGCGUAGGAGAAGAUAUGGUUUUAUACUGCUUCAGUAUUUCUACUGGUAAACUGGAGAGAACUCUCACUGUUCACGAGAAAGAUGUAAUAGGUAUAAGCCAUCAUCCACAUCAAAAUCUCCUGGCUACAUACAGCGAGGAUGGUUUACUGAAGCUCUGGAAGCCCUGAUUUAUGUAUCUGAUCCUCACAUGUACAUCACAACUUCUUCAUAGACUUUUUCAUUUCUUAUAAGCGUUCACGUUGAUCAUGUAAAAUAGCAGCAACAGUUGUCUGUGUAAAUGUUACGUUUUAUUUUGCUUCCAGAAAACAUUUCAGUGGAGUACAUGUAUAUAGUUACAUGUGUGUUCUUCUUUCCUUUAAGUCCUUUGAUCACAUGUGCUUACUCUAUGUAAGUUCAGGCUCAUGAGAAAGAUUUAAUGAUCAUUUAUUGACUAAUAUCUUGGAUUUUUUGAAGUGUGUUGAUCUGUAACUCUUUGAAUUUGUCUCAGAGGCGAUUCAGUCAAUGUUACUGAUGCAAAUAACAGAUAUUUUUUUUAACUUUUCCAAAUAAAAAGGCCAUAGUUAUCACUUUUUUAUA